UGGCAACUUUGGUCUUAAGAUAGUAGGCGCUCCUGUGGAAAUCUGGCCUUUGAAUCGAAUCUAAACAUUUUUAAGCAUUAAUUUCAUUUGUUAUAAAGCACAGCUCGAUAGCAGUAAAAUUCUAAUGGAUUUUGGACGCGACAACAAUCAGGACUUUUUUGAGAAACUGCACAGCACUGAUGGCCCACGUAAUUUGCGCCAGAUCUUUGAGGACGAUGACAAACCCCUGCAAAGCGAAUCGAGCAAUUUGCGCUAUCAACCACAGUCGUCCAGCAAGCAGCAACAGCAAAAACAACAACAAACACAGCCACCGCAGCAACAACAACAACAAAAGCUCAAAUCAAUGAUUUCGACUAUGCCGCGCAACAAGCAAGACUUAAUGACUAUUGAAAGUUGGAACACGGUAGUGGCUAAGGUGGCCUAUGGAUUCAAUGGCAGCGACAAUGUGGGACGUGUGGGUGUUGCGCUCUCACGCAAUGGAGCCGGCGCUGCCAAGCUAGUCGUGUACAAGAGCCGAACACAGCUGCUAAGCACGCUGCUGCUGACCAAAUCGACGCAGUCAUCAUCGCCGCGUGUUGGGCCGACCAAUGUGAUACUACGUGAAUCGUAUAUGCAGUUCUACGACGAUGAGCAGCGUUUCUGGAGUCUGCGCUUUGAGGUUGCCAAGGAUGAGGAGGAGUUCACGGAUGCACUAAUCAAGCUUGGCCUGCCCAUUGAGGAAAUGCGCAACGAUCAGGCCGGCAAAUCAAGCAACGGAUCUCCACCCACAUCAAGUACAUUGCCGCAACCGUCGUUCCGACAUUCAAUCUUAGAAUCGUUGAGCCCACCUGCUAAUCCAGAACCAGUGCGGGAUAACUACGACAGCGAAAGUGAAUCGCCACAGUCCACAGAGGACAGCAUUACCACUCACCGGGCACGCUCCGUUAAGAAAUUGCUAAAGCCGUUGGCAGCGAGCAACAAUAUAGUAUCGCUGGCCGCAAAGCCAGAACAAAACGUAUAUGCAAUGUCGCCCACUAGCAAACUGGAGGUAUAUCUGGACGAGCAACGGGCCAAAGGCCAUGCCAUGGACAGGAAAAUGGACACCCUAUUGCAGGCCAUGUGCCGACUGACCAGCAACAGUAAUUUGCAAGGGAAUGAGAGCAGCGGCGAUUCGAUGUCCCUCGCGAUCGAGCAUCCAGAUUCCAGAAAAAUGGACAACAUUCUGCAGGCGAUGAGCCGGCUGGCCAAUAACAAUGGCAUGCAACAGAUUACCGACAGUCUAGACACGACACGCGGCACCACGGAUAAUGAGGAUGAGCUGCUUGAGCUGGAGCAGAAGCUGCUGGAUUUCAAAAAGGAGAAUCGUUCGCUUAUGAAGAGCCUGCGAGCUAAAGAGCAGGCACUCGCCGAUCUGCGCGCCUCCACUUGCGCCCUCUGCGAGGAGCUGCUGGCCCAGAACAAUGAACUCAAGCAGCAGAAUACAGAGCUCAUCGCGGCCAUGUCCAAGCAAGGCAACUGCUCAGCCACAGUCGCCACCCCCAUUGACAAUUCAACAUUCACUGUCAGCGAAUGCGAGAACUGCGAAAAGUACUUGGCAAAGAUUUCGGGUCUGGAGCGUGGUCUGUCCACACUGCAAAGCGCUCUGCUCAGAUAUGCGACAAAUGGCAAAAUGAUGCCAACAACCAGCCUAUCGACAACACAGGCACAGGCACAGUCGCAGCCGGAGGCUGCUUCGCCGCCAAUUUAGGGAUUAGGCAUUUCUAUUUGACCAUACUGUUAAUUUCCUUUGUAUUAUAUUUAAUGUAUUACAAGCGUGCGUGCGUAUUGUGUGUUAAGUGUUAAGUGUUAUCUACAUACAUUAAAUUAUCAUAGUAAGUGAUUGACUCAAAUUCUUAAGACAAUUUUCGAUCGCCUCACUCAAAACAAAAAAAUAAAUUUGGCUGGUGCACUCAGUUCACAAAGCUCAUGUUUCCCUUAAAAGAAUGAAUGUUGCAUCCAA
Messenger RNA from Drosophila hydei, 1978 nucleotides. RefSeq lists its product as uncharacterized. NCBI's taxonomy places the organism in Eukaryota, Metazoa, Arthropoda, Insecta, Diptera, Drosophilidae. The transcript is spliced from 2 exons. Bases 125 to 1726 code for a protein of 533 amino acids. The record is from RefSeq and is a predicted model, not a curated record.